CAACCUCCCAAAAAACAAAUCUACGGAGAUAUUUUCUUCUCUCUCUUAAAAUCUCACGUUGUUUUUUUAUCCCUGCUGCUCCUGCCUCUCUCUAACUUCUAUGGUUUGAGCGGUAUCGUCUCGUUUCUGCGCACGGAGUUCUGGUGCGUUUGGAUAUUUCUGGUUUUGGUUGGCUCUGGUUCAUUUUUUUUUUAUGGAUCGGGAAGGAGGAUCCAACGGCGGAUCGUCUUGCUACUACUCCGUCCUCGGGAUUCGCAAGGACGCCUCCUUCUCCGAUAUCCGCACCGCCUAUCGCAAGCUUGCUCUGAAAUGGCAUCCCGACAGGUGGGCCCGGAAACCGUCGUUGGCGGGGGAGGCGAAACGGCGGUUUCAGCAAAUCCAAGAGGCUCACUCCGUUCUCUCGGAUCAGUCGAAGAGGUCAAUGUACGACGCGGGGCUCUACGAUCCUCUGGAGGACGAAGACGAGGAAUUUUGUGAUUUCAUGCAAGAGAUGCUGUCCAUGAUGAACAAAGUGAAAGACGAGGGGGACAGUUUCGAGGACCUUCAGAGGAUGUUUGCGGAGAUGGUCGGUGGGGACGAUAUGAACAUGAUGAGGGGUUUCGACGUUAACGAGGAUCCGACGGCAACAAAGAAGGCACGUGUGACGUCGUCGCCGUCGAAGGUUAACGCGGCAAAGCGCAGCAGCUCUCGCUGUUAACCAUGGUGUACCGGAUCCAAACCUCUGUGCAUCAUGGCCUUUUACACCCAGUAAUUUGUUCAACUGAAUUAAUUAAUUACCCUCCGAAACACAUUUUCAGAUCAGAUCUUCAUUGAGUUGGGCUGGGAAAGAUAAUUAACUGUUUACUUUGUUGGGGGCUGGUGGUCUGUUUAGGUAAUUUAGCUGCCUUUUUUUUUAAAAAAAGAAAAAAUGUGUUGACUUUGGGUGCUCAUUCUAAAUAAUGGAACUUGCCCUUUUUAUUUUUA
Molecule: messenger RNA, 963 nt
Organism: Juglans microcarpa x Juglans regia
Lineage: Eukaryota; Viridiplantae; Streptophyta; Magnoliopsida; Fagales; Juglandaceae
Product: dnaJ homolog subfamily B member 6
Exons: 5
Coding region: 194-697 (167 amino acids)
Source: RefSeq, a predicted model, not a curated record